Histoplasma mississippiense is the source of this 1143-nucleotide messenger RNA. Its product is annotated as DNA-directed RNA polymerases I and III 40 kDa polypeptide. Gene Ontology annotation, molecular function: DNA binding; protein dimerization activity. NCBI's taxonomy places the organism in Eukaryota, Fungi, Ascomycota, Eurotiomycetes, Onygenales, Ajellomycetaceae. Gene Ontology annotation, cellular component: RNA polymerase III complex; RNA polymerase I complex. The transcript is spliced from 3 exons. Gene Ontology annotation, biological process: DNA-templated transcription. The record is from RefSeq and is a predicted model, not a curated record. Bases 1 to 1143 code for a protein of 380 amino acids.
AUGGCGCCGAGAAUCGCUUCUUUGGAGGAAAUUAGCCAGAGGAAGGUCAUUGGCAUCAAUGCAGAAACCGUUACAAAUAUUUCGUCAACAGAUUUCCCCGGUCAUUGGCCUGGCGAAAAUCAUGAGUGGUCCAUUGAUGAGUUCAAAAGAAACCUCAAAGUCACCUUCCACAAGAAUGAACCGUACGAAGCUUCGUUCUCUUUGGUUGGCGUCGACGCAGCUAUUGCAAACGCCUUCCGCCGCAUUAUGAUCGCCGAAAUUCCCUCCCUUGCUAUUGAAACUGUCUACAUACACAACAACACCUCCGUUAUUCAAGACGAGGUGCUAGCGCAUCGUCUCGGCCUAGUCCCUUUAACCGGCUCUUCAGAGGGUAUCAAUUGGCUGCGCUGGUUUAGGCAGCCAACGGAAGGCAGACCAGACUCUGGCAGUGAACUCGCAGAUUACAACACCGUCGUGCUACAUUUAAACGUGGAAUGCACCAAUAACCCCAAAGCCAGCGCAAAUGAGGACGACCCCCAAAAGCGCUACAACCAUGCGCACGUGUACGCCAAAGAUAUUACAUUCCACCCUGUAGGUCGGCAAGAGACAUACUUCCAAGAACCAGAUGGCGUCAUCCGCUCUGCGAAUCCUGACAUUCUUCUGGCGAAACUGCGACCCGGCCAAAAGAUCGAUAUUGAAAUGCAUUGCGUCAAGGGCAUUGGUGCUGACCACGCUAAAUUUUCCCCCGUUGCGACGGCAUCAUACCGUCUCCUUCCAGAUAUAAAGAUCAUUCGGCCUAUCCUUGGCAACGAUGCUCUCAAGUUUGCGCGAUGUUUCCCUAAGGGCGUCAUUGGAAUCGACUCUGUAUCAGCGGAGGAGGCGUCGCGAGCUGGGAGCGGGUACGAAGGUCACGAAGGCGAGAAGAAAGCCGUUGUGGUUGAUCCUUUCAAAGAUACUAUGAGCAGGGAAUGCCUAAGACAUGAUGAAUUCCAGGGCAAAGUCAAGUUAGGUCGGAUACGGGAUCAUUUUAUUUUCAAUGUUGAGAGCACAGGGCAGUUCAGGAGUGACGUCUUAUUCAUAGAGAGCGUAAAGGUUCUCAAGCUUAAGUGCAGAAGAUUGAAACGCGAUCUGGCAAAGCUCGCUGACAUGACAGAGGUUUCAUGA